Fusarium sp. VM40 is the source of this 1944-nucleotide messenger RNA. Lineage: Eukaryota; Fungi; Ascomycota; Sordariomycetes; Hypocreales; Nectriaceae. The record is from the annotation of a GenBank genome assembly.
AUGGACCUCAGCCCGAUAUGUCAGAUAAUUACACCAGUGGGCAUGCUGGGAUACGGCUUCGACGAGACCCUCACCCACCACGAACUCGCUGGUCUUGUACAAAAUGGCAUUCCAACAGCAAUCAUCCUAGACUCGGGAUCAACAGAUAGUGGACCGCAGAAACUCGCCCUAGGGUCCAUGUCGUGUCCUCGCGAGGCAUACGCCAAGGAUCUUGCUAAGCUGCUUCGGCUUGUGCAUAAAUUUCGUGUGCCGCUCAUCUUUGGGUCCGCUGGCGGGGAUGGAACGGAUGAGCAUGUGAAGGUGAUGGAGGAGAUCAUAAAUGAAAUUACGGCGGAGGAAGAAAAUAAGGAUUAUUUGUUCAAUACGAUAUCUUUAUUCUCCAACAUCGACAAAACAACCAUCAUCGAGCGAUUUAGACAAGGUCGUGUAACCGGAUGUGGUCCAUGCGUCCCUCCAGCAUCAGAAACCGAGAUCGAAGCAUCGCUCCGAGUUGUAGCUCAGAUGGGAUACGAACCCUUCCUCGACGCCAUGAACGCCAAUCCCGAAUUCGACAUCAUCAUAGGCGGCAGGGCAUACGAUCCAGCUCCAUAUGUCGCAUAUUGCGUAUACCAACUAACCCGACAGUCCGGAUCUCUCAGCACCGAAGAGCUAGAGUCUAGUCUGGGCGGCUUCUACCACAUGGGCAAAAUCUUGGAAUGUGGAGGUCUAUGUGCCCUGCCGAAAUCUCACGGUGCUGUGGCUACUGUCUAUGCGAACGGCUUAUUCAACGUUAGACCUACAGCCACAGAGUCUAUAUGUACCCCUCUAUCCGUUGCCGCUCACACUCUGUAUGAGAAUACAAGACCCGAUGUUCUGAAAGGACCUGGGGGCUCCCUCCAUCUCCAAGAUUCAAAGUACAAACAGUUAUCUGAUGAGAGGUCAGUGAGGGUUAGUGGGAGUAUAUACCGCUCUUCAGAAGCCGAUGGGAAACCAUAUCAGCUCAAGCUCGAGGCUGCACGCAUCGUGGGCUAUCGCUCAAUGUUCAUGGGUAGCGUUAAAGAUCACAUCCUCGUUUCCCAGAUUGAUAGUUUCCUCCCACGGGUGAAAGCAUAUGUUGACCAACAGCACCCCGAAAUAAAAGGUCAAUACAAGCUCGACUUCCAUGUGUACGGCAAAAAUCAGUUUACUCCAAGUGGACCUGGCCAAUUAUUCAUCGUUGCAGAAGCUCUUGCGCCGACGCAGCGUUUGGCAAACAGCAUUGCAUCCAAGGCAAGAGUUGGCAUGAUCCAUGCUCCUUAUCCAGGCCAGAAGGCCACAGCUGGGAACUUUGGCUUUGGGCUUGGUGGACUCAUGGAAAUUGAGCUGGGACCUUGUGCUGAGUUUUCUUUGUAUCACUUGAUGGAUUUGGAGCCGAAUGAGCAGAGACUUUCUCUUAAUCAGAGCGAUGGCACACUCGAGGGUUCUUUGUUAAGAGGCAGGAUUUCUACGAUCGGAAGAGGGUCUCCGAUGCAGACCAGAGGAGACUACGUUGCGCCGCAGACCGACGACAAAUCCGCUCAGCAGACACCUAAACGUGAUCAACAUGUUGACAAAGACACCCUAAGCCAACCUGUCCAAAGGCCCCAGACACUGUCAGAUCUAUGCCACAUCAUCCGAUCCAAGAACGCCGGCCCGUACGAGAUCACCAUAGACGCAAUCUUCUCCUCAGAGGCGGAAUACCAAGAGGUCAAAGCUUCUGGAUUUCUCUCACCGCGGAACGUGGCAGAUGCUCUUGGAAUUCCGGAGGGAGAUAUUAUCUGGAUUGGGUUCUUUGAUCCUGCCAUAUCGUUCAAGGUUACAAUCCCGAGGGUACGUUCAGGUAGGCAGAAAUCGGCUGGUGGGUUCAUGGAGAAUGAUAUCCAUGGGUCGCAGGAGCAUAUGGGAUUGGCGAGUCUUAAACUCCCUGGGGCUGGCUUUCAUCUUUAG